This is a messenger RNA of Bemisia tabaci, 1906 nucleotides long. RefSeq names its product lysosomal Pro-X carboxypeptidase. Lineage: Eukaryota; Metazoa; Arthropoda; Insecta; Hemiptera; Aleyrodidae. Gene Ontology annotation, molecular function: dipeptidyl-peptidase activity; serine-type exopeptidase activity. The record is from RefSeq and is a predicted model, not a curated record. Gene Ontology annotation, biological process: proteolysis.
GCGGCCACUGAGAAUUGAGAAAAAUACCAACCAAUUUUAGUUAUCAUAAUUUUGUCGCCCGCGCCGCGCUCCGGGACAAUCCGAUUGUCACAGACAGGAAAAUGGGCGGGAAAAGUCUCGUGUUUUUUUGUGUGAUAACGAUUGUGUGGGCUGCGAGCACUGUUUUUGCGGAGGACUACACCUACGAGACCAAGUAUCUUGAUGUGCCUGUCUCACAUUUUGACUUCUCCAAGAAUGCGACGUUCAAGCUACGAUACUUAGUCAACGACACCUUUUGGAGCAGACGGAAAGGCCCCAUAUUUUUCUACACCGGAAAUGAGGGAGACAUCGAAUUGUUUGCCCGGAAUACGGGCUUCAUGUGGGAUAUUGCAGCAGAGUUCAGAGCUAUGCUGGUCUUUGCUGAGCAUCGAUACUAUGGCAAGUCAAUGCCAUUCGGAGACAAUUCAUUUUCGUCCCCGGAGUACUCGGGAUACCUCACAAGUACCGAAGCUAUGGUUGACUUUGUUGACGUCAUCUACCAGAUUUGGGGUGAGACCAAAGUUAACAGCCCCGUGAUCGCGUUCGGAGGUUCGUACGGAGGUAUGCUUUCCGCUUGGAUCCGUAUGAAAUAUCCAGCUGUGAUUUUGGGGUCCCUUGCUUCCUCAGCUCCAAUUUGGCAAUUUGAAGGGAUGACUCCUUGUUCGACUGCUUUUAAAAUUGUGACGGAUGUGUUUUCUAUGGCAGACAAAGAGUGCAGCGCAACCAUCAGGAAGGCGUGGUCGAUAAUAGAUAAGCAAGGGCAAAGUGAGGAUGGAAGGCGCUUGCUUUCGAAGAGCUGGAAUCUGUGUAAAGAGUUGAAUAACACGAAGGAUGUAGAAACUUUCAAAGCAUACAUCAAUGAAGCUUGUUUUGAUUUGGCUAUGAUAAACUAUCCGUACCCUACAAAUUUCCUCGCCCCGGUACCUGCCUGGCCCGUGAAGGCUGUGUGCAGUUAUAUGAACGACUCAUCAGUGCCAGAUUUAGAGCUUUUGGACAAACUUUUCCGCGGCAUUUCGGUUUACUCGAAUUACACCGGGCAAACGAAGUGCUUAGACGUUGAUCUAGAUGAUAAUACAGCUGGCCUCAGUUAUUCCGGUUGGGAUAUCCAAUCAUGCACUGAAAUGGUGAUGCCAAUGUGUGCGGAUGGUGUCAAUGACAUGUUCGAACCAGACGAAUGGAAUCUUCAGAAUUAUUCUGACACUUGCGUCAAUAAGUAUAAACUGAAACCUGAUCCUAGAAUAAUUGAAAAACUUUACGGAGGCAAAAACAUUAACGAUCACAAGAACAUCAUUUUCAGCAAUGGUUUACUGGAUCCAUGGUCCGGCGGUGGAGUUAUGAAGGACAUAUCCUCUAGUAUCUUCACAGUCAUAAUUCCGGAGUCAGCCCACCAUCUGGAUCUGAGAGCUGCUGACCCUGCCGAUCCAGACUCCGUCAAGCAAGCCCGGAAACAUUACAAAAAAAUAUUCAGAGCGUGGCUUGAAGAGCACUACCGCACCUCUGCACAGAGAACAAAAUAAAGCUGAAACAUGAAAAUAAUGAAUAAAUAAAAUUAUUAUUCGUUGUUUUGUGCUCUUAGAUGUCUUCAAAUUAUAUGCGGGAUUCUCAUUUUUCAACCAAAUUAUAUGUGGGAUUCUCCAUUUUUGAUUAUUCAACGGAACUCUACAGAAAUUGCUCCACUAAACAUUUUGUUUUCGUCGACUAAUGUUUCGCUUUCUAUUGACGGUUACGCAUUGAUAAAAAUCGGAAAUGCGUUUUUCAGAUUACGAUGAUAAAAGUCUUCAAUGUUUUUUAAUGUUUUCAAGGAUAACCAACGAUUAGAUCCUAUUGAAAUUCUCUGUAUAUUUUCAUUGCUUUCUCUAAAUAAAUCACAGCCAAUUGCAAUGAAACA